CCAUAAUCGGAUUGGUGGUUGCCGAGGUGAUCUAUUCCACCACAAUCCUCUCAAGAGACUGUUGGUCUCCAGUCCAUUGCUUGGAAGAUCAGAUCUGACCAACAUGAGGCUGUCGAAUCUUCACCUUCUGGUCGUGGCAGCCCUUGCAUGGCCGAGCUUGGUAUCAAUGGCACUGGCGUUCUCGAGAGCUGAUUACGCAGACGCGCUGGACAAGUCCAUCAUUUUCUUCGACCUUCAACGAUCGGGGAGGCUCCCAAGCUGGCAGCGGCUCAGGUGGAGGGGGAAUUCGGCACUAAACGAUGGCCGCUCCAACAAUGUUGAUUUGAGUGGAGGGUACUACGACGCGGGAGACAACGUUAAGUUCGGGCUUCCAAUGGCAUUCAGCGUCUCCAUGUUGUCUUGGGGAGCGGUGGAGUUUGGCGAUGCGUUGAGGAUGACCGGGCAGCGGGGGAACACACUGAAUGCCAUCCGUUGGGGUACAGAUUAUCUACUAAAAGCCAGUGCGCGUCCCAAUGAGCUCUGGGUGCAGGUUGGCGAUCCCAACAGUGACCACCAGUGCUGGCAGAGACCAGAGGAGAUGGACACGCCCCGAAAUGCAUACAAAGUGGACGCGGUCCGCCCUGGAUCCGAUGUCGCUGGUGAGACGGCCGCUGCGCUAGCCUCGGCCUCGAUUGCGUUUCGGGACAUCGACAAUGCCUAUUCUGCGCGCCUCCUCUCCAGGGCCAGACAAGUGUUCGCCUUCGCGGAUAGAUACCGAGGCAAGUACAGCGACGUGCUCGGAGGAGUGGUGUGCCCCUUCUACUGCUCCUACUCGGGGUACAUGGAUGAGCUCGUGUGGGGCGCCGCAUGGUUGUAUAGGGCUACCCGUGAGAAUGGCUAUCUGAAAUACCUGAUUCGCAACGGCAAUGCCCUCGGUGGCAGCACACAGUCUGUCAACCAGUUCAGCUGGGACAACAAAUACGCUGGAGCGCAAGUGCUGCUUGCUCAGUUUGUUAUGCAAGGCGUGAACGGGCUGCAAGGAUAUAAUGACCGCGCGGAUAGCUACAUUUGCGCCGUGUUGCCACGGAGCAUCAGUUGGAGCUCCCAAUUGCAGUUUUCACCGGGUGGUAUGUUGUACACAAUGGGCCAACUUAACAUGCAGUAUGUGACAAGUUCCAGUUUCCUGCUCACAACGUACGCACGAUAUCUCUCUGCAGCGCGGAGAACUGUGAACUGCGGAGGGCGCCAGGUAACCGCUGCCCAGCUCUUUUCCGCAGCCCAGCGGCAGGUGGACUACAUGCUGGGGCGUAACCCGAGGGGCUUGUCCUACAUGAUCGGCUUUGGGAGAAAUCCCACACGAGUGCACCAUCGCGCAGCAUCGCUGCCCUCUAUCAGAACUAGCCCCCAGAAGAUCGAGUGCAAACUAGGUUUCAACUGGUUCAACUCGUGGAAUCCGAAUCCCAACGUCGCCACGGGAGCUGUGAUUGGUGGUCCCGACCAGGGCGAUAACAUCUACGAUUCCCGCAGCAACUACGCUCAAAUGGAGCCCGCGACUUAUGUCAAUGCUCCUGUUGUUGGUGUGUUGAGUGAGCUUGCUGUUGGUCGCCGCUAUUGACAUCCAUGAUCAUUAAACCCACGCCGCCAAACCAUCACAAAGAAAAGAAAUCUUCCUGUUCACUUGUUCGUCGACUCCCAUCCCCAAAGAAGAAUGGACAUCUGUGGAGUAAAGGUACUCUGCUCCUGGUAUCCAACAACAUUCCCAACAAAAAUAUUCUACCUCAAAUAUCUAUACUGUUACAGUUGUGGAGAAGAUCAGAGGAUGCUUCCUUCAGCUCCCGGCUUCUCUAAGUCUUUUACCAUAUCAAUAUCUCAACAUCUAUAGCGCUCCGAUGUGAAAACCCCCCGGCUACAUGGAUUAGUUCAGGAGGGUAGUUCCAGACGUUAAUCUCGACUUACGUGUGUUCCAGUAUGUAACUAAGAAUUGGGCAAGAUCCAUCUAAGAAUUCGUAAGCUCCAACCGU
Molecule: messenger RNA, 2000 nt
Organism: Physcomitrium patens
Lineage: Eukaryota; Viridiplantae; Streptophyta; Bryopsida; Funariales; Funariaceae
Product: endoglucanase 1
Biological process (GO): carbohydrate metabolic process
Molecular function (GO): hydrolase activity, hydrolyzing O-glycosyl compounds
Source: RefSeq, a predicted model, not a curated record